AUGCAUGACACACCGCAAGUAGCUCACCCUCGUAAGGACACGUUAAAGUAUUUCUGGCCCAGUAUGUAUGCUCGCAUCCAGUACCUACUCAACCUUAGGAAAGGACCAAGUCCAACGCCAAAGGGCUGGAGUGAACACAACGAGGAAUGGACUCCAUUGCAGGGCUCCUAUGGAAAUAAUGUUGAGGAAAAUAUAUUGGCUGACAUCAAGAAGGCCAAGUAUUUUGGAAUUCAUUUUGACAGUACACCUGAUAUUUCUCAUACAGAUCAGAUGUCCGAAGUGAUUAGAUAUGUUCCUAUUGAAGGUGAUUCUGUUGAAGUAAGGGAAUCUUUCUUGGGUUUCUUUCCUAUUGCUGGAAAAACUGCAAGUGAGCUCACAAAGGAUAUCCUGAGUAAUUUGGAGAGUGAUGGACUGGACAUUAACUUUUGCCGCAGUCAAGGGUAUGAUAAUGUUGCAACUAUGGCUGGUAUUCAUGGAGGUGUUCAGAAGAAAAUCAAAGAAAUAAAUCCAAAGAAGUAUUUGCAAACAGAAGGAAUAAGUCUUGAAAAGUGCACUGUAAAGCUCAAUGGUUUGAAAUUGUUUCUUCGAGGUCAGCGGAAUGAAAUUGUGGAGAGAGCGAUUCAAUAUGCAACUACACAAUGUGAAGAAAUGGGCAUCUCCAUGGAAACAAGAGGGAGGAUAAGACGUAAGAAAAUGAUGCCAGAAGAAAUGGCUAGGGAUGCUGGACUGACAAUGCAAGAGGAAAUGAGGAAAUCAAUGUUUGAAUGCUUAGAUCGAUUUAGUCUAGAAUUGGAUGCUCGUUCAGAGGCCAUGGAUAACAUCUUGUCAAUAUUUGCAGCUAUUCAGCCAAGCUACUUGCUUUCUGCAAAAGAAGAACAACUUCAGGGGAGUAUUUCAAAUUCAAGCAUGACCAAGAUUUUUAAUGAAAUUUCUGAUGAGGAUGUCAUGGAUGAAAUUAUGCCACUUCGCAGACACAUGGAGGCUGCCAAAAUCACACCUGAAGAAGCAAAUAAAUGGACAGUCUUGCAGUUCCUGAAGUUUAUUGUCAAAUGA
This is a messenger RNA of Homarus americanus (American lobster), 1053 nucleotides long. RefSeq lists its product as uncharacterized. Lineage: Eukaryota; Metazoa; Arthropoda; Malacostraca; Decapoda; Nephropidae. The transcript has 4 exons. The coding region runs from base 1 to 1053 and encodes 350 amino acids. The record is from RefSeq and is a predicted model, not a curated record.